Drosophila pseudoobscura is the source of this 6807-nucleotide messenger RNA. Its product is annotated as EGF like, fibronectin type III and laminin G domains protein pikachurin. Gene Ontology annotation, molecular function: calcium ion binding. The transcript is spliced from 15 exons. NCBI's taxonomy places the organism in Eukaryota, Metazoa, Arthropoda, Insecta, Diptera, Drosophilidae. The record is from RefSeq and is a predicted model, not a curated record. Bases 970 to 5115 code for a protein of 1381 amino acids.
UUCCGUUUCGGCUCUCCGUUGGGGCUCACAUCGUUUCAAUUGCCUUCGAUAGGCUCAGAAGUCUCCCGUCAAUUAGAGUGUAAAAACGUUACGCUCCAGAACAUAACGGUAUAAUAAAACGAAACAAAACGCAGCGCCGCCGUCAUCAGAGACAUCCGUUCGCAGGAUACAACCAAAAUAAUAUAUAUAUACAUACAUACAGCAACAGCAACCACUCCACAAACAACGAAGCACUUGACAACGAAACGUAAAAGAAAACUAAACCAAACGUGGAAAUUCUACAUAAUUUUAUAUGCGAAAACUCAAGGUUUUCGCCACCAAUUGAGGAUUUACAAGUGCAAUGUGAAAGUCAGCCUUAUACGAUAGCUGAAUGUGCCCCUGUGUGCGUUUGCUUGCGGGUGAGUGAAGAGUGGAAGUGUGUGUGAGUGAGAGCGUGUGUAAAUGUAAAUACCACGAAAAUCGCUGAAAGCCGAAAAAUAAAACCAGAAGCAGAGAAAGAAGCAGAACCAGAACCAGAACCAGAGGCAAAAAUCAGCGAAGACGUCGGACGUUGAUGGGACGCGACUGUAAGCAGAGACGGAGCCAGAGGCAGAGUAACGGAACUUGGCCAGAAAGAGCAACAGAAACAGAAACAGAAACAGAGCGAAGCAGCAGUAGCAGCAGCAGCAGCAGAAGAGGCCGAGCAACAGUCGCAUAUUCAACGCCGAGACGUAUGCACGCUCAAUGCUCGCCGCUGGCUGAUGGCCAAAGUCGGAAUCGGCAUCAGAAUCAGAAUCGAAACUGGGACUCUACCGACAGGAGAACUUUACCACUGAACUGAGGAGCGACCCAUUUCAUUCCACCACAUCGCCACAAAAAAAGAGGAGUACAUAUCAGGCAUUGCGAGCCAUUGAGCACACCUGUGGACUGGACCAUUACCACUACCAAUACCACUAGCAACCGAGCCCUAGGGAGAAGAGCAGGAGAACCAUGUACACUUCAAAGCGUCAACAUCAUCAUUAUCGAACGGGGUUCGUGUGGCUCCUUCUCCUCUCAACGGCCAGCGCCACUGUCAGUGCCAUUGUGGAGCCAGAGGAGGCGGCCUUUCAAGGUCACUGCGGCCACACCAGUCCCUGCGAGCAGCUCUGCUAUGAGAUCCACGACGGGAUGUACGAGUGCGACUGCAUCGAGGGCUACGAGCUGAACAAGAACGGUUACAGCUGUCAAGUUAUUAAUUCGACAGGAAAUGGAUCCGAUGGUCACGGCAAGUCCGACGAGGAUGUCCUCUAUCAGAAGGGAGCCUCGUUCAGUGCGAAGCUGGCCAACGAUGACAGCAAACUGAUGUCCCAGGGGGCGUAUGCCGGUGCAGCAGGCCCCGGUGCCACAGGGACCAGGGGCAAUGGGAACGGAGAAGAUGGGUCCGACUCCGAUGGCGAUAGCUACGACUACAGCGAGGGCGAUGACUCCAGGUCGAGGUUGCAGAAGGAGCAGCAGCAAGAGCAGCAGCAGCAACAAAAAGUCAAUUCAAACGAUUAUUACAUAUCAGCGGAGAGCAUCAAUUUCAAUUCGGAGGGCGAUGGCCCGGAGCCGGAUGUGCCCGAUUUUAGAGCGGCCAGCACGUCAAGCACAACCACAAUCAGUACCACCGCAGCGCCUAAAACCACCACCACCAGCACCAGCACCACCACAACAGGAGCCCCAGUCCCCCCCAUGACAGCGAGGGGCAGCAGCCAGAAUCAACUGGAUGUGGACUAUGGGGAGAGCAAUGGUGCGAAUGGUGGGGAUGACUACUAUAACUACAAGUCCGACAUGUCAAUCUACGACGAUGUCAACAAUAAUCAAUUAAACUUAAGACGCAACAGCAACACCAAUAGCAACAGCAAAUCGCAAACAUAUCAGUCGACAAGCAAUACGAACAAGAACUAUAACAAGAACAAUAACAGUAACAAGAACAAGAGCCGCAGGACCAACAGCAACAGCAAGGUUCAAAUGCAUAUCACGAGGGUAUACAUCAAUCGGAACAACAUAUCAGGAACGGAUGUAGAAAUGGGUGGAGUUACAGGAGCCGAUCCAGCGCCAGCGAUAGCCACCAGCACCAGCAGCAGUUCCAGCUGCAAUCUAGAUUGUGGAUCCGAUGGCAUCUGUGCCUUGGAGGCAACCGCGGCCAGCUCCCGCUGCCUGUGUCCCUUUGGCAAGACGGGCAUUGGCUGCCAGGAAGAUAUACGGGCACAUGUGCCGCGCUUUGCCAAGCGCUCCUGGCUGGCAUUUGCCGCACUUCACGGGGCUUACAAGCACGUCCAGCUGCGCCUGGAGUUCCGUCCAGAGUCCUUUGACGGCAUCAUACUGCUGAGCGGAGAACGCGACGAUCUUACCGGAGAUUUCAUGGCCCUGCUGCUUAAUAAGGGGUUCGUGGAGUUCUGGUUCGACUGCGGCUCUGGCGUGGGCAGCGUCCGAUCCCGGGAGACCAUCAUGUUGAACGAAUGGAACUCGGUGAUCAUCUAUCGCCAUCGCUGGGAUGCCUGGCUGGUGCUCAAUCAUGGCACCAAGGUCCAGGGCAGAUCCAAUGGCCUAUUCUCGCGCAUCACCUUCCGGGAGCCUGUCUUCCUGGGUGGCAUUGGGAAUAUCACCGGCCUGGCCAAGCGCCUGCCACUGGCCGAGGGAUUCUCCGGCUGCAUUCGACGCUUUGUGGCCAACGAGCAUGACUACAAGUUCACCGAGCAUCCGCUAGGCGACGUCACCAAUGGCUUCGAUAUACAGGACUGCUCGACGGACAAGUGUGUGCGCUAUCCCUGCCAGCAUGGUGGAAAGUGCCUGCCCUCGGAUCAGGGAGCCGUCUGUCUCUGUCCCAUUGGAUACGUCGGAGACCUUUGCGAGAUUCGCAUGGAUCUGCAGGUGCCCGCCUUCAAUGGGUCGUCAUUCCUUCGCUAUGCGCCGCUGGGUGACAGCGCGCUGAUCUGGCUGGAACUGAAGGUGAUCCUGAAGCCCGAACAGGCGGAUGGCCUCAUCCUGUAUUCGGGCCCAGAGCAGCGAGGCGACUUCAUUGCCCUGUAUCUGAACGAUGGCUUUGUGGAGUUUGCCUUCGACCUAGGAAGUGGACCUGCCGUAGUCCGGAGUGAGUACUCUCUCAGCAUGGGCCAGUGGCACACCAUCAAGAUCUCUCGAACUGCUCGUUUGGCUGUGCUCAAGAUCGAUCAGCACCAGGAGGUCAUGACCAUCUCCUCGAAUGGUUUCUGGCACUUGUCCCUGGAGCAGAAUCUCUUUGUGGGCGGUGUCAACCAUGUCGACCGGCUGCCGCUGGACCUCAAGUACAAGCCUUUCUUUGUGGGAUGCAUUCAGAGGAUUGAUAUCAAUGGCCACUCGCUGGGCAUUGUGUCCGAGGCACUGGGGGGCAGCAACAUUGGAAACUGCCCCCACGCCUGUGUGGCCCGACCGUGCGGACCCCUGGCGGAGUGCGUUCCGCAGAUGGAGAGCUACGAGUGCCGCUGCAGCAUCUACAACGAGCGCUGUAACAAGGCCGCCGAAGUGCCGCCAGAACUGCUACCGGCUCUCCACAAGUCCAAGGUCCUCGAGACCAAGCACAAUAAGGGUGGAGACGUAGACGGAGACACGGAGGAGGCCGUGGCCAAGAAAGUCUCAGUCCUGGCGCACAAGAAGCACUCGAAGAAGCGCAAGCAUUUGCAUAAGCCACCUGGCACCACCCCCAUCACUACCACCACAAGCACAAGCACAACCACAGCCAAGCCCCACGCCACAGCCCCACGGGUGACGGAUGAUAAAGCCACAGCCCCAGCAGGGGCCUUAAGCAAUGAGGAAAUCGAAGAUGAUAUCAUAUUCCGCUUUGUGCAGCAGCAGCAGCAGCAGCAGCAGGAGCGGCCACAGCAGCUGACGCCAGAGAUGAGAAAGCCGAAAACUCCUUCUCCUUCCGCAAAUCCUCCCCCAACUCCAGCUAUAACCAUGGCCAAGCACUCGAGCAAGCAUCAAGUGAGCAAGCACGAGCACCACCAGAAGCCAAACGCAGCCUUUGCUCACAAAUUGAGCCGCCUGCCCACCCACUAUGAAAGUUUCCAGACGAACCCGGACAGCGACAUCCUCACAUUCGAAGACAACAACGACUGGGUGGCCAGUCUGCAAAAGCAGGAGUUCGCCGAUGCCUUGGCAACCAGCAGCCAGGGCAGCCAGGAUAGUCCGAGCCCGUCGGGCGAGGACGACAGCAAUGCCUUUGUCUUUGAUGAGUCCCUGUUCGAUGCCUCGGACGGGACCGAAGAAUAUCAGCGGAAGCAGCUGAACGAGGACAUGAAGCGCAUCAUGUCCAACUCGAACACGCACAGCAACCACAAAAAGGCGGAGCCCGAAGUACAGGCUGCACCCAGCGGGGUUUCCUCCAGCGAGACAGCGCAGUACAGUGAGGACUACAACGAUGACGAUGAACUGCUGUCGCCUGUGCUACAUUCAGAGCUGGAAGUUCAUCUGGAGACCUAUGCUUCCACCACACCACAGACCCACACGGACUGGAGCCUUCUGAAGAAGUUCGACCUGUCCGCGGAGCACCAGUCGCAGGUGCAGGGAGUGCGCAAGAACUUUGGGGCCUGCUUCGCCGGCGCCGACAGCUAUUUCCACUACAACGAUGCGGACACCAUGAGCCAGAUCAUCAGCUACAACAUUGAUCUUAAUCUGCGCAUCAAGACGCAUUCGGAGAACGGCGUCAUACUCUGGACGGGCCGCCAGGGAACGACGGAUGAGCACGACGACUAUUUGUCGCUGGGCAUCGAAAAGGGAUACUUGCACUUCCGCUAUGAUUUGGGCUCUGGUGAGGUGGACAUUAUCUUCAAUGGCACCAAGGUCAGCGAUGGCCUGUGGCAUCGUGUGCGAGCCAUAAGGAACUCACAGGAGGGCUAUCUAGAGGUCGAUGGCCGCAAAACGUCCACGCAGCGAGCGCCUGGCAAACUGCGUCAACUAAACACGGAUACGGGUCUAUAUGUUGGUGGAAUGCCGGAUGUGGCAUACUUCACGCAUCGGCGCUACUACAGCGGCAUCGUGGGCUGCAUAUCGGAGAUCGUGUUGGCUGGCGAGAUGAAGCUGAACUUUGACCCAAACACCCUGGGAACGGAGCACAACGUGGAGACAGGCCUACUAUGAAACACUGCACUAACGCCUCAAGACUUUUUAUAUCGAAUAGUUUAAAUGUUAUGUUAAUUACACAAAUGUCCUUUGUCGAUUUGUGUUUGUACAAAAAUACGCUUUUAAAAACAAAACAGAAGUUUAGAGAGAGGUUGAGGGAAGAGCAUUUUUUUACACCAAGAGAAGAGGAGAGGAUAGGAGAAGAUAGGAGAUGAGACGAGAUGAGGAGUAUCGAAACUAAAUCUAGAGUGGAAAACAUACUACAUACAUAUUAUAUACAAACGUAUUGAGUAUAUACAAUAGCAUACAUACAUAUAGAUAUAUAUUUAAUGAGCAAAGGAAAUACCAAAAAAACAAAAAAAAACAACAAAGGGCAUGCAUGCUUCGUAUAGAGCCUGUGACUGUCAAUACUUCAGAAUGGAAUAGUUUAUAUAUACCUUUAGCAAAGAGGAUUUAUAUCGAAAGGAGAGUAAAAUCAUAUAGAAUAUGAUAUAUCAACCGUGUGCGGAGAAUCGUAGUUUAACAAAACGGUAUGUACGAUCAUGCCGGAAGUCCAUUUAAGGAACGAUUAACAAUUACGAUUACCGAAUAUCGAUAGCGAUACUUUAGUGUGUUGAACCGUUACGCUUUACAUGCAGAGCUGCCGUCUUUUUUGUACAACACACACACACACAAAACCCACACCACACCACACUGCUGUACACACUCAAAUUACACACAAACGCGUGCAAGUGCAUAUUGGCAACACUUUCGUUUUUCGCAUUGCUGUACCUAAAACAAAAACUAUGAACUGUAUAACUGUACAUUCUGUACUAUUUGGCGCUUCUUGGAAGAUCCUGUCAAAACACGAAACGAACGAAUCAAAGAACGGAGUAGUAGAGGAACAUAUUAAAUGGUAAGUUAAUAAAUGUGUAGCGUGUAUUAGUAUAUAAGUCGGCACAUAAACAACACACACACACAGAGGGAGAGACAACGACACGAACACAGACAAACACGCCUGCCUAAGUAACUUUUAUAUAAAACCAAUCGUAAGAUACUAAUAAAAAGACACCAAAGAAUCUUAAGCCAUACGUAAGAACACUAACACACACACACACACACACGCUGAACAAGAAUUGAAACACUACGUAUGAGAGCGAUUUUUAACAAUUUAUACUACCAUACAAGAUACAAUAUACAUACAUACAUAACAACAGAACAAAGAACUAAAAAAACAAAAACAAAACUAGCUAAAGAAAACAAAAACCAAAAGAGUAAAAAACAGCAAUUUAACAAUCCAAUAGCGAAAUUUUUAACAAAAAAUGCGAAACAAACAACUAAUCCAAUCCAAAUAGCCUGUGGAAACAUUUAUAAGGGUUCAAAGAAUAAGAGACGAAACAAAGUAACGUAAAACAAAAGCAGUGAGCAGAAAGCAGAGAAAUCGUUUGCAUUCUCAUCUUAUGAGUAUGAUUUUGUAGCUUAAAGGGAUAAUAUCCACGUAUGUAGUUAUAUACACAUCAUAAUAAAUUUGCGUAACUAUAUAUAUGACUAUGAGAACUAUAGAAAACAAAUGCGUAACAUGAAUAAAGAAAUCACAACCACCAAUCAAUGUAAAACAAAAUUAAACGACAUUCAAUGUAGCUUAUUUGUAUGAUGGAAUGGAGAUCGAAGCAUCGAGACAUUUAAUUUCGUACAUUGGUUUGCAGAAAAUAAAAAUAAAAAGCGACUCUA